AAUGCUAAAAUACAUGGAGAAUACUUGAAAGAAAGCUUAAAUGCAUAUACUGAACUAUUUAACAUUUUGCAAUACUUAGAUUUGGAAACUAUAGAACCAGAGAUUCUAAUAGCAUCGGAAGUAAUCGAUCUUAUAGAGAAUGAAAACAUAUUUAUGAAGCUAUUAACUUUAGAAAUGAAACAAAUUUUAUCAAGGCAUUCAUUCUGUAAUAAUGAAUUUUUUAACCAAAUCAGUUCAAUGUUAGAUAAAUUU
This is a messenger RNA of Racocetra persica, 252 nucleotides long. The record is from the annotation of a GenBank genome assembly. NCBI's taxonomy places the organism in Eukaryota, Fungi, Glomeromycota, Glomeromycetes, Diversisporales, Gigasporaceae.